Podarcis raffonei (Aeolian wall lizard) is the source of this 1107-nucleotide messenger RNA. RefSeq names its product CKLF like MARVEL transmembrane domain containing 3 (gene CMTM3). The record is from RefSeq and is a predicted model, not a curated record. Gene Ontology annotation, cellular component: membrane. The transcript has 5 exons. NCBI's taxonomy places the organism in Eukaryota, Metazoa, Chordata, Lepidosauria, Squamata, Lacertidae. The coding region runs from base 271 to 795 and encodes 174 amino acids.
CCGGCUCUUCGUCGGAAGGGGCGGGGCGCACGAGAUUGCCGCGCGGCAGCGGCUGCUCGGCAGCGUCCCCAGCUGUAGAUUUGGCAACCGCUGAGGAAACUUUUUUUUUCUUCGGCUCGGCGUUUUCUGCCCCCCAUUUCCGCAGAAUCAGGAUUUCCGUUUCCCUCCCUUUGAAAACGAGAAAAAAAAAAAACACUCGCAAACUCGGCGGGGCGCUCUGGUCUCCGCUCUUGGCUAGGCGACGCCUCGCUCGGAUCCGCGCAGCCGAGCAUGGAGCGAGCCGAAGCGGAGGAUCCCGAGUCCGGCGGCGCAGUUCCGCCGGGCGCUCGCCUGCUCCUAUCCUUCAAGGAGUUUCUGAGCUCCGGCAAAGGGAGGCUCCUGCUGGCCGAGGCGGUGCUGUCGUUCAUCAUCUUCAUCUGUUAUAUUGCCUCCUCUGCUGGGUCUUUCCUGAUUGUACCACUGUUAACCCUUCUGGCGGCCCUGUGUUUUUUCUUUGCAUAUUCUUUAAAGCUUAAUGAGAGGUUCAAAGCAGUCUAUUGGCUUUUGGCGGACUUUUUAUGUGGCAUCAUUGCUGCUAUUAUAUAUUUUGCCAUCUCGAUUGCCGCAGUCUCAAAAUAUUCUGACACAGCAUCCAAGGCAGCAGGAGUGCUUGGAUUCAUCGCCACAGUUGUCUAUUGUGUUUAUGUCUACCUAACCUUUAAUGACCUGAUGACAUAUCUCAAGCAAGGAGAUUCUUCAGAUGCCCCUGAGCCACGUAAAUCAGAAGAUGAUGACUCGGAUUCAGAUUCCGACUGAAGCAACAGUGCCUUGAGAAGAUUGCAGAGCCAAAAGGGGAGGACAAUGGGUACACUCUUCUUUUAGCAAUUGUAACCUUUUUAUGAACUUUUAUUUCCAUUGUACAGAUCAUCACCCAAAGCCACUGCUGAGCAUAUGCUAGUCUCAUGAAAGACUUCCUCAGAAAAAACUGCUGCUGUUUGAGCCUGGAUAUGUUUUUCCUCUGUCUUUUCUCAUUCAGCACUACAAUGUACUGUUCAGUAAAUUUUCUUAACCUUUUUUUAAAAACAGACUAUAGUCAGGGUUGCGUACAUCGAUGAUUGCAUCAGACAA